CCAGUGUGGUCACGUAUAAGUUGUGCGUUCUAGAAAUUACCAUGGCUUUAAAGAGCCUAAGUGCGGUGUUGCUGCUCCUAUGCAUGGGCCAUGCAGUGCAAAGUGCAAAUAUCCUCGCGUUGUUUUCUUCCUUAUCUUUUUCUGAUCAUCUAGUCUUCCGCGGAUAUGUUUCUUUGCUCGCUCAAAAAGGACACUCGAUCGUAUUGAUGACGCCAUAUCCAGGACAUUUUACGUAUCCAGACUCUGAGAGGAUAAUUGAAUUAGACGUUGGAGGGGAGUCCGCGGUUCACUGGGAGGAGUUCAGACACCUCUUCACCAGCACUGAUGACUAUUUUUCCAAGUUGAGACAAUUCAAUGAGCUCUCUCUCAAAUUGGCCAUCACUCAAAUCAAAUCUAAGCAAAUGCAAGCGCUUCUAAUUAACCCGAACAUCAAAUUUGAUUUGGUUAUUACUGAAGCAGAUGUUCCUUUCUUAUAUGCUGUCGCUGAGAAGUACAAAGCUCCUCAUGUCUCUAUUACGACAUCGAGCGGAAAAUUACAUCAGUAUGAAGCUAAAGGAAAUCCUAUCCACCCUAUGCUAUACCUCGAUGUCAACACCCUUAACAAUGGGAACCUGAGCAUUUGGCAGAAAUUCUCCGAACUCUACAGACACGUUAAGACAAAGCACGAAUUUUACAACCAUUACCUUCCGCUGUCUCAUGUGGCCGCUGAGAAGCUUCUUGAUCUCAAGCGUGAUCUUCAAGAAGUAGAGUAUGAUAUUGAUUUGUUGCUGGUUGCAGCUAAUCCGAUAGUUGCUGGAAACAGACCAACCGUCCCAGCUGUUAUCUAUGGUGAUCGAAUGCACAUUAAACCAGGACUUGUCUUGCCUCAGAAUCUACAAUCCCUUCUAGACGCAGCUACAAAAGGAGUGAUCUACUUCAGCUUGGGUGCGGUUGAAGAAUCAGAAAGUCUUCCAAAAGCUACGCUGCAGACAUUAGCUGAUGCCUUCCGCGAGCUUCCAUACACUAUCCUUUGGAAAAUCGGCAAUACCACCUCUUUUAAUAAAUCUGACAAUGUGAUUGCUGAAUCCUGGUUCCCUCAGCAGGAAAUCUUGGCUCACCCAAACGUGAAAGCGUUUAUCACUCAUGGAGGUCCACGCUCAUUGGAAGAAGCCGUCUAUUACAAAGUGCCUGUUGUCGGAUUCCCAACCAUCAGGGGCAGAAAAGUUUUCAUAAGACAACUCACUAAGUUUGGCGCUGGCGAAAUCCUUGACCCUUACUACUUGGACAAGGAGUCUGUUAAAGCUACUGUCUCUGUUGUAGCGACCGAUCAAAGGUACAAAAAGGCUAUCACUGACAUCAAGAAGAUAACUGAAGAUCCUGUGAUUUCUGGGCCCGAAAACGCUGUAUGGUGGACGGAGUACGUUUUGCGUCACAAUGGAGCUAAACAUCUUCGCUCUCCGGUUGUUGGCGUCUCGUUCAUCCGAUAUUACAUGUUGGAUGUCAUGGCUUUCCUUCUCGCUCUGGCGGCGCUCUACCUCUACCUUUCCUUCUUGAUGCUGAAAUUCAUCGUGAGACGUCUGUGCUUGCGAUUCCUGGCAAGGCGCGAACUUAGCGGGAAAUUCAAGGCCUUGUAACUCGAAAUUCAAAUUUACAGAAACCGUUAGCUUUGCACGUAAA
Molecule: messenger RNA, 1656 nt
Organism: Cydia strobilella
Lineage: Eukaryota; Metazoa; Arthropoda; Insecta; Lepidoptera; Tortricidae
Gene: Ugt2
Product: UDP-glucosyltransferase 2-like
Exons: 4
Coding region: 42-1613 (523 amino acids)
Molecular function (GO): UDP-glycosyltransferase activity
Source: RefSeq, a predicted model, not a curated record